GCGUCGAAGGCUCCUUGUGUUCUCUUAGGGGUGGGUUUCUGUCUCCCUUCCCCUCUUUCUUCCUCACUUUCUGAGGCUUUCUUUUGUAGGUGGUGAUGGCGUCUGCUGACGUUGAAUACCGCUGCUUUGUUGGAGGGCUCGCAUGGGCUACCGAUGACCGCUCUCUCGAAAGGGCUUUUAGCUCAUUCGGAGAAGUUAUCGAAUCCAAGAUUAUUAGCGACCGUGAGACGGGGAGAUCGAGGGGCUUUGGAUUCGUCACCUUCAGCAACGAACAGUCCAUGAGGGAUGCCAUUGAAGGGAUGAACGGACAGAACCUUGACGGGAGGAGCAUCACCGUCAACGAGGCCCAGUCCAGGGGAAGCGGCGGCGGCGGAGGCGGUGGCGGCGGCGGAGGAUUCCGUAACAGUGGUCGCCGUAGCAGUGAUGGCUAUGGAGGGGGAGGGGGAGGGGGUUAUAGUCGCAGUGGUGGUGGAGGUGGUGGACGGGAUCGUGGAUAUGGUGGGUCAGAUGGAGGAUCUCGUUACCGUGGUGGUGGUGGGGGUGCUUCAGAUGGCAACUGGAGAAACUAAUCGUUACUAGAGUGGCGUCUUUGCUCCAGAUGGCAAAUGGAGUAACUAAGUAGCAGCACUACUAGUACUAGUUAUGGCUGGGUUAUCUUUAUCUUGUGUUAAAUGGUGUGUGGAGAGGAAUGACUGGGUUAUGUUCUUCUCUGGUUAUGUUUUUGAUCUUGUCCUGUUAUGGUUUUUGAUCUCUGGUUAUGGUUUUUGAUCUCUCAAGAACUACAAUUAGUAAUAGUAAACGGUUCUAUGUUAUGUGGUUAUGGUUUAGAUAAAAACAAUAUUUUCUUCUUGUUGAAAAUGCUUGCAUGAAAUAUUUGUCUUU
This is a messenger RNA of Magnolia sinica, 882 nucleotides long. RefSeq names its product glycine-rich RNA-binding protein GRP1A-like. The record is from RefSeq and is a predicted model, not a curated record. The coding region runs from base 96 to 569 and encodes 157 amino acids. Gene Ontology annotation, molecular function: mRNA binding. NCBI's taxonomy places the organism in Eukaryota, Viridiplantae, Streptophyta, Magnoliopsida, Magnoliales, Magnoliaceae. The transcript has 2 exons.